UCUCGCACAGACCCUGGCAGCACCCUCUAAUGUGUCCGACGCGUAAGUCAUCGCCUUUUACUGACAUUAAAUAACACAUCGCGCUAUUCCCGGCAAGUGGGAGAACACAACGUCAGUGACGUCACAGGAUUUUAGCUGGGCCGAACGUUGCCGCCAUUUUAGGACGCGCACAUGGGACGAGUUGAAAAUUGACAGAAGUUGUUCAUGGAAGUCUGUACCUUGCAGCGUACAAAGGCGUACGGCGUAUAAAAAGGUUGCACAGAAGCAUGGAACCAGCAUUUUCUAUUGAAUUGGCUAUGGAGAAAUAUAAAAAUGCCGAAGAAGUCCCAGUCACUUGUGGAGGACUGACAGGUCUUCUUCUUUUAAAGAAGUUCUUUUGUCCAGCUAUUCACCGAGCCUGUAUCAGGUUCAAUGGCGAGAUUGUUACACCAAAGCAGUUUUGCAUCAUGGGUGACAAGCAGAAGCUAAAAGACUGGAAAAAUGCGAUUCGCAUAGAAGGUUUUCCACUUCGGAAAUAUAUUGAAACAGGCCAGUUGGACUUUUACCGGCACUCAGAGUUCUGCACAGGACGAUGCACUGCUCGCACACCCUUAAACCGCAGUUCCAACAUUUCUAAUAUUGCUAGUGAGGCCAACGCCACAACAGUCAUGGAACCAGUUGCCUCAGUUGUUCCCUCAGGAGAGAGAAUCACUAUUGCAGAUACCUUGUAUCAAAGAUUUUUCCCAUCUGCUGUUGAAAAUGAGGAUGAUGGGACCAUCAGCGUUAAAGAAACAGCCAAGCAGGCUGAGGAUAGGAAACUUCCCCAGAUCAAAAGAGAAUCUGGCGUAUCGACAUCUUUGAGGUCUCCAGCAUCACCGAUCAGAUUAUCUGCGGGAAAUGCCACUAAGCUGCAGCCAGGUUCUAGUCUUUCUUCAUCGACAUUGCCAGCUGCAAGUUCAUCUACAUGGCGAAUGAAACUUGCUGCUGCCAAAGUCAAGACUCAACCAGACAAACAUCAUGUGUUUGAAAUAGAAGAUGGCAUAGAAGUUGUGACAGUUUCAUCCACUCAGUUGUCAGAUGAUCAACAAUUCUGGCUUGGCAUUGUGGAGCAAAAUCUUUGUGACUUGGUCUUUCAGGAAAUUCACAGUGCCUUAGAGUCCAUGAAACAAGACCUCAUCACAUACUGCGUGCGAGGUGAAGAUGCUUAUUGUCUGAGCAAUGUUGUGCGGGAGCUGGGAUUGAUGGGGAAUCUCAAAGAUAAACUGGCAGAUAUCAAACACCACAUGGACUUGCAGCAGGCUUCAAUUGCAAAUGAAAUGCUAGAGUUGAAGAAGAAAGUUGCAGAGUUUGAAGCUAAGAAGUUAGCUUUGAAGCGCAAGUCAGACAAGUUUAACUAUCUGAUUGAGGUUACCAAGGCCAAGAAACAGCGCAAGAUGAAAGUUGUCCCUGAUGUUGCAGAGUCCUCUUUGCUUGGCAGCUCGUCCAGUGAGGGAUCUGAUGAAGAGGCUGAUGAGGAUCAGCCCCCAUCUAAAUCGGCUAAACAUGGUGUUGUCGAAAAAGAACAGACAUUACGUGGGGAUAUACCAAGGUCAUCUGAGAAAUCAGAAAGGAAUGCCAGCAAAACAUCUUCUUCAGCAGCAGGAUCAAAGAAAACCUUAUCAUCAUCUUCAGCAAAAACAGGUAGUGUUGCUGCUAAGGGUGAUGUAGAUGUGAGGGCCAUAAGAAGGAGCAACACAAAGAACACCUCUGAUGACACAUCAACAUUUAAAACAGCAGCAACUGUUAACUCUGCUGCCUGUGCUGCUGAUGUUUUAAGGCAUAGAAAUGCCAGCAAAGAGCGUGGAGAUAAGAGUGGCUGCCACAAAAAACAACCUGAUGGCAAGGAGGAGAGUCGAGGGAGAGUUUCAACAAAUAAGGGCAUCAUUCUGGAGAACAAGACAGGGGAGAUUGAUGAAGGUGGCAAGCCUGUAUGUUUGCUGAAGUUAGAAGAUCUCGCCACUGAGACCUGCACAGACAAAGAAGUUCUGGAAGAAAGUGCUUUCGAGAGAUCUGAGGAGCAUAUGGUAGAAGGAUCUACUGGAGCAGAUAACUCUGUUGAGCAGCAAGAGAUUGAGCAGUCAGGUGGUCCAUCUGCACAUUUUGCGGAGAAAGGAUCCACAGGUGCACUGGACUGUCAGAAAGAGACAAACUGUGUCACCGAUAAGUCUUGACCUGUCCUCAAGUAAAGAGGAACAUUGUGAUCCAGAGU
Messenger RNA from Pomacea canaliculata, 2227 nucleotides. RefSeq lists its product as uncharacterized. The coding region runs from base 267 to 2189 and encodes 640 amino acids. The transcript is spliced from 7 exons. The record is from RefSeq and is a predicted model, not a curated record. NCBI's taxonomy places the organism in Eukaryota, Metazoa, Mollusca, Gastropoda, Architaenioglossa, Ampullariidae. Gene Ontology annotation, biological process: positive regulation of transcription by RNA polymerase II. Gene Ontology annotation, molecular function: DNA-binding transcription activator activity, RNA polymerase II-specific; RNA polymerase II cis-regulatory region sequence-specific DNA binding.